This is a messenger RNA of Hevea brasiliensis (rubber tree), 1482 nucleotides long. RefSeq lists its product as uncharacterized. The transcript is spliced from 3 exons. The record is from RefSeq and is a predicted model, not a curated record. Lineage: Eukaryota; Viridiplantae; Streptophyta; Magnoliopsida; Malpighiales; Euphorbiaceae. Bases 161 to 1024 code for a protein of 287 amino acids.
UUUGUCUUGCAAGAGCCUUUUCUUCAUCUUCAUCCAUUGUUUCUUUCUUUCUUCUACCUUCCCAUCAAUAUCUAUCUGUCCUUCCUUGGAAAAAUCAAAGGAAGAGAGAGAGAGAGAGAGAGAGAGAGAGAGAGAGAGAGAGAGAGAGAGAGAGGGAGAGAUGGGUGUUAACAAUCUUGUUGAAGAGAAGGCUCUUCUUGGUUAUGGAGAUAGAAGAAGCAUGGAAGACAGCCUUGAAGAGAGAGUUUCUUUGUUUCUUGAUGAAGUUUUUGAUGAUUCUGAUCCUUCUUUUGAUGCUCAUGAUUAUGAUGAUGAUGAUGAUUCCUUUAUUGAUCAUCACAAUGCCCAUUUACACGACUCCAUGGAAAGGACCAUUUUCUGGGAAUCACAAGAGGCUUUGCUUCAGGAGGUGUUGGAACGUUAUAGCUUAACAGUAUCAAAGUUGAGGCAAGAGAUCAACAAAAUAAUAGAGAUGGCAAAAGAGAGAGAUUCUUGCAAAUGCCUUGAGCCUAUUACUUGUUUUAGACAAAAGGUUGUUGAUUUGCUCUGCCAAAGAGGAUUCAGCGCUUCUCUCUGUACUUCCCAAUGGAAACACACUAAAAAAUUCCCUGGAGGGAAACAUGAGUACAUUGAAGUAAUUGUGAGCACAAGUGAAAAAAAGAAGCAAAUCCCAUACCUAAUAGAAUUGGAAUUCAAGGAACAAUUUGAGAUAGCAAAAGCAUGUGAAGAGUACAAGAAACUUAUAGCCCAAUUGCCAAAAUAUUACAUAGGAAAAGCUGACUACCUAAAUGCCAUUGUUGGUAUUCUCUGUGACUCAGCCAAGAGAUCAAUGAAAGAGAAGAAAAUCCAUAUGGGUCCAUGGAGAAAGAGAAGCUUCGUGCAAAUGAAAUGGUCAAGUUCUUCCACAAAAGGAGGAGAGUCAAUUGACGAUUCUUCAAGUAAUAAAUUUUCUCCACUUUCAUCAAGGCAAGCUCAUGAAUCUUGCUUCCACUUCUCUGUAACUCCUGCUGUGAUAGUUACUUAAUUAGAUGCUCACUGGAAGCAAAAGAAAAAAAGGGUAGCAUUACUAUGUGUUAAAAAAAUUUUGACUCUUUCUUUACAUUUCUAGCUUGUUUGAUAUAUGCAAAAAGAAAAUGCUACUAGUAUACUUAUAUGCGAGUACUGAGUAGGGUAAUGAGAUGAGUAUCUGUAGUUGCAUUCGUGUUGGUUGAGAAGAUGAUGUGAGAAGUUCGGGCAGACCCCAGAGUAGAGCUUUCUACUUGGAAUGCUUAAAAUUGCAUUUAGUGAGUCAUUCAAGUGGUAACUAGCAACUCCAGAUCAUGUAAUAGAAUAGUUUGCAGUGGUGCUAGUAUACAAGUGUGAUGCUAAUGGACAACAGUUUUGUUCCCAGGGAAUUGCUUUUUGAGUGUAUUAUCAGAAUUCAGAAAUGUGAGACUUGUUAUGUCGAGUAUUUAUCUAUGUAAUGAAGUAGAAAAUUUUCAA